This is a messenger RNA of Sclerotinia sclerotiorum 1980 UF-70, 321 nucleotides long. RefSeq lists its product with no specific name. Gene Ontology annotation, molecular function: protein tag activity. The coding region runs from base 1 to 321 and encodes 106 amino acids. Gene Ontology annotation, biological process: tRNA thio-modification; protein urmylation. Lineage: Eukaryota; Fungi; Ascomycota; Leotiomycetes; Helotiales; Sclerotiniaceae. The record is from RefSeq and is a predicted model, not a curated record. The transcript has 3 exons. Gene Ontology annotation, cellular component: nucleus; cytoplasm.
AUGACGACAGAAACCCUUAAUAUCAUGGUAGAAUUCACUGGCGGUCUCGAGAUGUUAUUUUCCGACCAACGAAACCACAAACUUACAAUUCCCCAAACAGAUUCCAAGGGCGAUCCAGUCACCGUCGGCUGGUUGGUGAAUUAUCUUUGUGAGGAAAUCAUGCAGGAUUCAAGAAAAGACAUGUUUAUUCUCGAUGAUCACGUGCGUCCAGGCAUCCUCGUAUUAAUCAAUGAUGCCGAUUGGGAAUUAGAAGGCGAAGCCUCAUACGUAUUACAACCUAAUGAUAAUAUAUUAUUUGUAUCGACUCUUCACGGGGGCUGA